This is a messenger RNA of Jatropha curcas, 803 nucleotides long. It is a transcript of the gene TOM6, whose product is annotated as translocase of the outer mitochondrial membrane 6. The record is from RefSeq and is a predicted model, not a curated record. Gene Ontology annotation, cellular component: mitochondrial outer membrane translocase complex. NCBI's taxonomy places the organism in Eukaryota, Viridiplantae, Streptophyta, Magnoliopsida, Malpighiales, Euphorbiaceae.
AAAAGAAAAUAAAGAAUUAAAAACCGCGUCUAGGGUUUAAGAUUUUCUGAAAGGAAAGUAGGCUGCGAAAUAGAAAAACCAGAGGAAAAUCAAAUACAGUCGAAUUAAAAUCGAGAAAUCAUGUUUCCAGGGAUGUUUAUGCGGAAGCCAGACAAGGCAGCGGCAUUGAAGCAGCUAAAGACUCAUGUAGCCAUGUUCGGUGUUUGGGUCGCCGUCGUCCGAGUCGCUCCUUACAUUCUCCACUACCUCUCCGAUGAAAAAGAUGAGCUCAGGCUCGAAUUCUAGGCCUCUAUAUCUCCCUCGCAAGAGUGGUGCAGGAGGUGAGAGAUUGAGUUGGAAUGAAGACGAGUGGCUGAGCUUGUGUCUGUUUUCUUCUCUUUUUCCUGCAUCUGGAAGUAUGUAACUCUAGUGUGGCCAUUAGACUAUUGCGAUUAUUUUGGAAGAUGUGUUACUUCAGUAUUAUGUCAUCGCUGAGCUAGGAUAUGGAAUGUUACUUUUUGUUUCAUGUUAGCAAAUCACGGUUGAUUUCUGGGUGUCAGUGAUUUAUAAACUAUUGCGUUUAUUUUUUAGUUUUUACAUGUUGGAAGAGAUAGCUCAGGCCGCAAAAUUUUUGACUUAUGCUUUAGAAUGAGAUGGUGAAUGAAAUAUGCAAGCUACUCCACCCAAUGUUAUAGCUCAAAACACUGGCCUUGACUUGAUAUCACAAGAGUGCAUAACAGGUAAUGGUGCAAGUGAUUGAAACUAUUGUUGAGAUACUUAAAUUUUAAUAUUAAUCAGUAAAUGCUUAUUUCUUUUGAUGAUAA